AUGCAACUCAUCUACUUGUGCUUGCCCACUAUGAUGCUCACUACGGUUCUGGCACUUCCAACCGGCAACAAAGUCGAUAGCAUGGAUAAGCGCCAGGGCCCAGGCUCUUUGUACGGCAUAUAUAAUGCUUACAACAUGUACGGGAACGUGGAUGGGACCACUGCUUCCGAUGACACCUAUGGCUCAUACACUGGCUACGAAGGGAGUAGUGUGGCGUAUGGAGGUUCCAAGAGAGAGAUCGAGGCUGCCAAGCCAAGCACUAAGCGGUAUCUUCCUGCGAUGCUAGAGAACUUCCACUGGUACAAUGGCUAUCGAGGAUAUGGGCAAUACUAA
Molecule: messenger RNA, 333 nt
Organism: Fulvia fulva
Lineage: Eukaryota; Fungi; Ascomycota; Dothideomycetes; Mycosphaerellales; Mycosphaerellaceae
Exons: 3
Coding region: 1-333 (110 amino acids)
Source: RefSeq, a predicted model, not a curated record